Molecule: messenger RNA, 2082 nt
Organism: Rhinopithecus roxellana (golden snub-nosed monkey)
Lineage: Eukaryota; Metazoa; Chordata; Mammalia; Primates; Cercopithecidae
Gene: RFFL
Product: ring finger and FYVE like domain containing E3 ubiquitin protein ligase
Exons: 8
Coding region: 583-1461 (292 amino acids)
Biological process (GO): proteasome-mediated ubiquitin-dependent protein catabolic process; negative regulation of extrinsic apoptotic signaling pathway via death domain receptors; protein K48-linked ubiquitination
Cellular component (GO): cytoplasm; plasma membrane
Molecular function (GO): ubiquitin protein ligase activity
Source: RefSeq, a predicted model, not a curated record
GGGCCGGCUGGGGAUGGGUGGGGGGGCCGACUUCCUGGGGCCGCCCGUGAGGAUGUCGCGACCGCCCCCGGGUGCCCCUCAGCCCCAGAGACGCCGCCGCGGCGGAGUCCGCAGCCUCCCUGCCUGAGGCGUCCUCGGCCGGGAUCCGGCCCCUCCCCUCGCCUCCUCUCCCAGGUGCCGGCCGGGCCGGCGGCCGCAGCAGAUUUUAUCAUGUGGGCAACCUGCUGCAACUGGUUCUGCCUGGAUGGACAGCCUGAAGAGGUCCCACCACCCCAGGGAGCCAGGAUGCAGGCCUAUUCUAACCCUGGGUACAGCUCCUUCCCUUCCCCAACAGGCCUGGAACCAAGCUGCAAGUCCUGUGGGGCUCACUUUGCAAGCACAGCCAGGAAGUAGCGCUCAAGAUCACAUAGUUAUUAAAUGACAGAGCCGGGAUUCAAACCCAGGUCUUUGAUUCCAAAGCCCCCUCCCAGAAGACGUUCGGCAUGUCGAGUAGAAGAUGACAGUUAUAGGCCUGGAUGCCUAGAGAAGCAAGGCAAUGAUUAAAAUAAGCAGACCUGCUUGGACUGUAAGAAAAAUUUCUGCAUGACCUGUUCGAGCCAAGUGGGGAAUGGGCCCCGCCUUUGCCUUCUCUGCCAACGGUUUCGAGCUACAGCCUUUCAGCGAGAGGAGCUCAUGAAGAUGAAGGUGAAGGACUUGAGGGACUAUCUCAGCCUUCAUGACAUCUCUACCGAAAUGUGCCGGGAGAAAGAAGAGCUGGUGCUCUUGGUCCUUGGCCAGCAGCCUAUAAUCUCCCAGGAGGGCAGGACUCGUCCCUCCACCUUGUCCCCAGACUUUCCUGAGCAGCAGGCCUUCCUGACCCAGCCUCACUCCAGCAUGGUUCCACCUACCUCACCCAACCUCCCCUCUUCAUCUGCACAAGCCACCUCUGUUCCCCCAGCCCAGGUUCAGGAGAAUCAGCAGGCCAAUGGCCAUGUGUCUCAGGAUCAAGAGGAACCCGUCUACCUGGAGAGCGUGGCCAGAGUACCUGCUGAGGAUGAGACCCAGUCUAUUGACUCAGAGGACAGCUUCGUCCCAGGCCGAAGGGCCUCUCUGUCUGACCUGACCGACCUGGAGGACAUUGAAGGCCUGACAGUGCGGCAGCUGAAAGAGAUCUUGGCUCGUAACUUUGUCAACUACAAGGGCUGCUGUGAGAAGUGGGAGCUGAUGGAGAGAGUGACUCGGCUAUACAAGGAUCAGAAAGGACUCCAGCACCUGGUCAGUGGUGCCGAAGACCAAAACGGGGGAGCAGUACCAUCAGGCUUGGAGGAGAACCUGUGUAAGAUCUGCAUGGACUCACCCAUUGACUGUGUUCUGCUGGAGUGUGGCCACAUGGUAACCUGUACCAAGUGUGGCAAACGCAUGAAUGAAUGUCCCAUUUGCCGGCAGUAUGUAAUCCGAGCUGUGCAUGUCUUCCGGUCCUGAGAGCUUGCAUCGGUUUCUUCAGUGCCUUACAGGGAAAUAGCCUGGGGUGUCUGGGCUCAGGGUUGGCCAGCUUGCAGAAGAGCAAGCUAGUAGAAAUACUGCAGUGUUCCCCCAAGACCAGGGCAAGCAAGAUGCAUGUCACCCCUGAGCAUCCCUGUCUUGCCACAGGGGUGUACCUCUUGGCUGGCAAAGCCCAAGGCCAGUGGGAACUUGUAUAAAUCACAUGGGUAUGUUCUUGGUUCAGUGAUCUUGGAGUGAUGAUGGUAACUGAUGAACAGAGAACUUUCCAGAACUUGGGUCCUGUCUUUCUCCCUGAACCUAGACAUAAUUUCACCCCCUCUCCUGUACCCAGCCCAUCCCCUCCCCACAUGGGAGAUGCUUGCCCAUGUGUUUCAUCAAUCAGAAGUCCUCCUGCCCAGCACAUUUGGAUUUAAAUUUGUGGUCUCUCCGGCUUUCUGUGCUUUAACUCUUCGCUAAAGUCUCUUGCUACACUGCCUAAAUCUUUAUUUCUUUGGACCAAAAAUGUUAGUUUGCCAGACCGAUAGUGGUCCUUAGGACAGAUUUUAGACCAGUAAACUUAUCUUUUGUGAGAAAUGAAACACAAAUGCUAUAGAAAAAUUU